UUCAGUUGACUGUCAAUCAGGUUUUUUUUCUGUCAAAGUGUGGGCUUAGAAUAACGGACAGAAUAACUCACGUCAUAUUUUGGAAAGUACUAUUUUUUUUCUACUGGCGCGCGGCGUCUUCUGUCGCUGACAGGUGCGCGGAGGUAGUUAGGUUAGUUAACUAGCUUGUUUUGUUCGACAGAGCAACAAGUGGACUGUUUUGUUUUGUAUCGUGAUGGGGAUAUCGCGCUGUGCUGGGACUCCUCGCCAACAGAUUGUGAAAUCCUACCUAUCAUGUGAAGGCUUUGGUUGUGGUUUGUGUGUGUGUGUGUGUGUGCGAGGGACUGAGACGGUGUAACAGAGAGCUAAGCUUCGUAGCCUCACCCUAGGGGUCCUGGCCUGUAAAAAAAAAAGGUCCCUGGAACCAUGAAACCAUGACAGGCAUCACUUAUUCAAGUGCUGCUGGAAGGCUUCCGAAAGAAAUCCAGGUUCUUGAACAUCCUUCGUCACCCGGGAAUGUUGCAGAACCCCCGUUUAAGAUUUUAGAACCCAGCACCACGCUGGACCCCUCGGAGAACCCGGUUCCCGAAUCUUGUCGGGUCAAAGGCCAGAGAUGGUUGGAACACACGGGCAACGAGGGAGGAGCAAAGGCAGAACCGCAGAGACACAGAUGGGGAAGAGGAGUCAGCAAGAGGAUGGAGAGAGGAAGGAGAGAGGAGCCGUGCGACUUGGGGAUCAAAUGCAACAAGGACAUAAACAAAUACCUAAACAAUGGGGGGAAAUGCGCGAAAGGAAAAGACAAUAGCACGACAGACGUGUGUGGGAUUUCUGGGAUUCUGUCCACGGCAGAAACAGACGGUGAAAGGGAGAAAAGGGAGAAAAGGAUGAGAGAAAGGAAGACUUGGCCCGUUUCUCCCUGGCCAUUAUACCUGAAAGUCAUCACUGGAAGAAGGGAAAACAUGAUGAAAAGGAUGAAGUGGCAUCAUCUCUUCAUCUGGUUCACUCUCCUCCUCUUCAGCCUGUGUCCAACACCUGCUUCAUCACAGGGACAUUUCCCCAGAAUGGAGAACAUUGCUGCCUUCAAACCCGUGUCCACCUCCCCGUCUCGGUCCACCUGUGGGUUCCCGGAGCGGAGCAGCUACUGUCGGUCGCCGUCCUCUCAGGCCGAGCUGACCACAUGUCACCAGGCCUUCUGUGUCCAGGAGUGUCCCUAUAGAGACUCCACACCUCCAUAUGCACCACUGCUACUGCCUGCACACAGGGGUUCCUGUAUAAAUGAAGACAGCGAUGACACUCGUCCUGGGACUCAGACGGAGAGCAGAACCACGACCAGUUCAGAGGGGCUUUCUGGUGGAUCCAGUAGUGUGCUCUUUCGGCUCAUCCAGGAUGGAUGUGUGGUCUCCCCCCGCUCACAGGCACUAGGAGCACUGGGUUCCCUCACUCUGGCAUUGUGGAUCAAACCAAGCUCUCCUGGAGAAAUGAUGCUGCUGGAGAAGAGCUCAGGCCAGCGGUUGAUUUUUUCUGUGACGGUGUCCGAGCAGAUGGUCACACUGCGGCACGGUCGGUCCGAGACUGUCGGCUUCAGAACAGAGGGGAGGCUCACGCCGGAGAAGUGGACACACCUCGUUUUGCAGGUCCACGACAGACGUGUGAGUCUAUUCCUGGAUGGGUUUGAGGAGGACGGGACGCCAUUCGACACACAACCUCUCUCCGCCAGGCUCUCUGAUAUCGGCGAGGACCGAGCAAUGUGGGUGGGACUCAGCUCCAACGGGUCUAAUCAGUUCAUUGGACGGAUGCAGGACUUUAGAUUGUAUCCUGCCACUCUGACCAACAGGGAAAUCAUGGAGGUGUACUCCGGGGUUCUGCCUGAUCUCCAUGCCCAGUCAGAGUGUCGCUGUCCUCCCAGUCACCCCAAAGUACACCCUUUAGUUGAGAGAUACUGCAUUGCCAACGGCGUUGAGGACACCACGAGCGACAGAGUCUUACGGCUCAACCUCAAUGCCCAUCCACUGAGUUACAUCAAUGAUCAGGACAUGGGCACCACGUGGCUUUCUAAGAUCAUGACGACACAGGACCUGGAUGAAGGACUCACUCUUACCGUGGAUUUGGUGAAUGGACAAUACCAGGUAUUCUAUGUUAUACUACAGUUCGGUGGGCUCUUGCCUGAGUCACUUCUGAUCCAACGACGGAGGCUCGACCUCACGGAGCCGGAGAGGGGCCGCUCCGCAGAGCAGCCCUGGCUGGACUGGCAAUACAUGGCCAUGAACUGCAGUGUGUUUGAAAUGCCAAACAACGGGCCGCUGCUGAGACCCGACUCCGUCAACUGUCUGCAGCUGCCCAGCGGUUCUCCUUUCUCCGGAGGGAGCAUCAUCUUCAGCCUGCUGACCCCCGAGCCAAACCUCCGGCCCGGCUACAGUGACUUCUACAACACGCCCGCCCUGCAGGAGAUGGUCCACGCCUCCAAGGUCAGGAUUCACCUGAGUGGACUGUCCCACCCCGAAGCAGCCGGGGCGAACCAGCGCCACCGAUACUACGCCAUCAACGAGAUCACCGUCAGCGGCAGAUGUGAGUGUCACGGCCAUGCAGACCACUGUGACACCCGUGUGACGCCCUACCGCUGCCUGUGUCUGCCCGAGAGCCACGCGGAGGGAAACAAUUGCCAGCGCUGUGCACCGCUCUACAAUGACAAGCCAUUCAAGUCAGGUGACCAGCUACAGCCUAUGAACUGCCGGUCUUGUCAGUGUCAUGGCCACGCCCCCACCUGUCAUUAUGACAUCAGAGCCGAUGACCAGCCAGAUGAGCACUACAGAGGAGGGGGAGGAGUCUGUGACAACUGCACGCACAACACCACUGGUAAGAAUUGCGAGCUGUGUAGAAGUGGAUUUUUCGAGCUGGAGGGAUCUGACCCCACGUCGGUGUCUUUCUGUCAGCCUUGCAACUGCAACCCAGCUGGGAUUGUGAACAGCAGCACGCAGUGCGCCCAGGCAGGAGGCCAGUGUCAGUGUAAGGCUGCGGUAACGGGUCAGCGGUGUGUCGACUGUCUGCCGGGUUGGUUUGGUCUUCAAGCCUCAAAUCCAAAUGGCUGCACCCGCUGUACCUGCAGUGACAUCGGCAUCAUCGGCACCUCAACAGGAGUUGCCGGUUGCGACCAGGACACCGGCCGGUGCCAGUGUAAACCCCACGUCACAGGUCUUCCUUGCGACCGCUGUGAGUUUGGUUAUUGGAACCUGUCCCACCCAGACGGCUGCGUCCCAUGUGACUGUGACCCCCUCGGUUCCCUCAGCCCAUUUUGUGAGCCCGAGGGGGGGCGGUGUGAGUGCAAGCCCGGGGUGGGGGGGCAGCGCUGUGACUCUUGUGGCAGGGGUUCGUAUGGGUUGAGAUUGGAGGGAUCCUGUGGCCCCUGCAACUGCUCACAAGAAGGGACCGUACCGGGGAGAGACUGUGAUCCUCACACAGGACAGUGUGUGUGUAAGGAACACGUGGAAGGCCGUGACUGUGACUCCUGUCGUCACGGUUACCACACCCUGGAGCAGCGGAACUCCCUGGGCUGUCUGCCGUGUACGUGCGACACCCACGGCACCGUGCCGGAGGGUGUGUGCGACGUGUGGACCGGACAAUGCCCAUGCAGAGAAGGGGUGGAGGGAGCACAGUGUACCAACUGUGCCCAAAACUACUACAACCGGAGCUCAAACAUCCAGAAGGGGUCGUCCCGGGGCUGCCUGCCUUGUAUUUGUGAGUUCAGAGGAACAGUGGCGGGGUCGGUGUGUGACAGCAGCACAGGGCAGUGUGUCUGUGUCCCUACGCGCUCUGGAAAGGACUGCAGCAGCUGCCGGCCUGGCUUUUACCUCUCUCCAGAUCAGAGUGUGUGUGCAGAGUGCGACUGCCAUCCAAUGGGAGCGUCACAGCGUGGUUGCGAGAGCCAGACCGGACGCUGUGUGUGUGCCCAUCCCUCAGUGGGCGGCCGGCGCUGCGACCAGUGUCCUGAGAUGUUCUACGGAUUCAACCCGGGCGUGGGCAGAUGCCAACCGUGUGCAUGUGACCCGAUGGGAAGUGUCGACGGUUCAUGUCAUCCAGACUCCGGGGUGUGUGUGUGUAAGCUGCUGGUGACUGGAGACAAGUGUGAUACAUGUCAACCUGGAGCCAGUCACUUCGACCCCGAGAGCCACUUUGGCUGCAGUAAAGCACCCUCCCAGCAACCUGCACCAGGAGGUGUUGCUCUGAGUUUUUCCUCCAUUCGUCUCUCUUGGCAUCCGCCUGACUCCCCGAACUCAAACAGACUCAACUACACUCUGGUCAGGGAUGGACAGUCGGUGCACAGCGUCCAGAGUCACUAUCCUUUCACCCCUGAAUCGUUUGAAGACGCUGUUUUGUUUCCCUUUACAAACUACUCGUACUGGCUCGUGACGGCUAAUGUGGCCGGUGAGACCAUAAGUGCAUCCGCCUCGUACCAAACUUUGGGCGCACCGCCAGAAGUAGAACAGCUCCAUUUAAACCUUGUUGGACGACCCGGUCCAACCACUGCUAGCUUUAACUGGAGCACGCCACGAAAUGACACAGGCCCAGUGGAAAGGUUUGCGCUAUCGUCCGUGGAGUCGAGUGGAGCAGAGCCCGUCAGUCACUACACAGGCCUAUCCACAGAGGCCGUGGCCAGCGGUCUGAAGCCCUUCACCCAAUACACUGUGACUCUGGAGGCGUGCUCCUCCGGUGGGUGCACCACUUCUCCGCCGUUGUCUCUUCUGACAGCCUCUGCCCCCCCACAACACCAACCACCACCCAGAGUCACCGCUACGGGACCUCAUACACUGCAGGCUUCCUGGGAGCCUCCUAGUCAGCCAAAUGGUGUUAUCACAAGGUUUGAGGUUUUUCUUCGUGGACCAAUAGAAUCACAGGAUCCUUCUCGUCCUGCCGUUGAGAAGCGGGUGUUCCUCAGCGCCGGUUGGCUGGAUCCAAGUGUUUCCCCAGAAGUGCAGCUUUCCAAUAGGAGCUCAGUCCCGCCCCCCGAGAGCAGCGCCACUGUAGGAGAGCUGCAGGCGUUCUCCACCUAUCAGAUGAGAGUUGUGAGCGUCAAUAUCGCAGGAAGUGUCACGUCCGGCUGGGCCGCAGCACGCACCAUGGAGGGAGUCCCAGAGUUGAUGGCCCCUCCAGAAGUGUCUGCAGCGUCAUCCACAAGUCUCAAAGUGUCAUGGAGUGCAACGGAGGGUCACGGGGUCAUUGCCAGAGGACCGGUCACAGAAUUUCGGGUCAACUUGCUCAAUGAACAGACCAACAAUCCCUACGCGCCUCCGGUUAUUAGCCAGGUCUUACAUAGGGCGGGUCCAUCGUCGGCGCCCGUUCAUUUCGUGAAGGGACUGCAGCCUUACCGUGUGUACAACUUCACCAUGACACUCUGUACAAAGACGGGUUGCAUUUCCAGCCCGCCGGGCGCGGGGCGGACCCUACCAGCAGCUCCAACAGGACUGUCUCCACCUCAGUUCCAUCCAGUCAAUGAAACCAGCAUUCAGAUCCACUGGGACCCCCCAGCCCGGCUCAAUGGACCAGACCCACUAUAUCAGGUGGAGAGGACAGACGUCUCUCUCUCUGACCCACAAGCUCCCGUUGUCAGAGGAACCAGGUUCUCAGGAAACGGUUACUACCAGUUUCCCAGUGACACACUUCCUGUCAACACAGACUUCACAGGUGUUGAGUUGAGUUUCAGGACUCUGUCCCCAGACGGCCUGAUGCUCUGCGCCUUCUCUCCGGGAGAUCAGGAAGAGUUCCUGGCCAUUCAGCUCAGAAAUGGACGCCCCUACUUUUUGUUUGAUCCACAGGGCUCAGUGGUGGCUGUGACUGUACAGGGUGAUGGAGGGCGCCGCUACAAUGAUGGACAGUGGCACAGCAUCAUAGCAACAAGGCGAGGGGCCGUGGGAACAAUCGUUGUCAACAAUCAAUACAGAGGAAGUGCGUCAGCUUCCAGCGGCAGCACCAUCAUCGGGGAGAACACGGGGAUGUUCGUUGGAGGGCUGCCGGAGGACUUGACUUUGCUGAGGGAGGAUUCAGGUGAUGCUCGGCUAGUGCAACAGCGUUUCUCUGGUUGCCUCAGAGACUUGAGUUUUAAGGUGACUGACAGCCCGUCAGAGGAAUGGAAAUCUCUCGACUGGGCAAAAGCCACGAAGAAGGUGGCGGCGUAUGAAAGCUGGGAGGGAUGCCCUGUUCAGACUGUGGAAGGAGCCCAUUUCCUGGGUCAUGGUUUCUUGGAGAUGGUCAGCGAUGUAUUCAGUGGAGGACAGGACUUUGACAUUCAUAUGGAUUUCAGAACAGACCAGCUCAAUGCACUUUUACUCUUUACAUACAACACUCAAACUGGGGACUAUAUGCUGGUGGAGCUGGAAGCCGGCCUCCUGUCCUUUAUUCUUGCCGCCGACGGUCACGUGACUGAACUCAGCAUGUGGGUGGGGCUUAGCUACUGCGACGGAGACUGGAAGCCGCUUUCGUUGGCGAAACGCGGCUCGCUCAUUUCGGCAGCAGUGGAUGACUGGGCGGAGGAGGCCAGGGGAGCAGGAGAGGCAGUGAGGCUGAGAGUUGAUUCGCCCUUAUACCUGGGGGGCGUGCCCACGGAGCUCGUGCAUCCUGCCCUGGACAGCCGAAGUCACAAACACGGGCUAGGAGGUUGCGUAAAGGCUCUUACCAUACGGAGUGAUGAAACAAACCCUCCCGCCAGUCAAAGUGUUAAUCUCUCCGUUGCCUCCCGCCGCGCUGUUAGAGUCUACUUAGACGGCUGUCCCACCAGUGAAAUGCGCUACAACUGCAGAGGAAACGAUUCGGUGUUGGUGUAUAGUGGGAGGAAGACCCGAGCCACAGAUCACAGCCUGCAGCCUUUCACUGAGUACUUGUACAGGUUUGUGGCCUUGGCUGCAGGAGGUUGGGCAGGUGGACCCUGGCAGAGAGUACGCAGCCGCAGCAAAGUGCCGGGUUCUGUCCCGCCUCCCACCACCGUGCAGAGCGUGACCGGCUUCAGUGCCGAGGUGAGCUGGGCGCCGCCCACUGGGGACGUCAGAGGGCUGAUCGAUCGAUACGAGUUGAAGGCCUACAACAGAGAUCAGCCAGAGGCGCCACCUGUCCACGCCCGGUAUUUGGCGAAUGGAAAUCUCACAGGUGUGCUGCCGGGUCUCACGCCAUCCACUCGGUACAUCAUCACCGUGAGCGCCUGUAGUCCUGUUGGCUGCACCGAGAGUCUUCUUAACGACAGUGGUGAUGAUAAUGAUUUAAGAUCGAGCCUCACUACCCUGGAGGAAGCUCCAGAUGUUGUCUCUCCUCCAGCUGCAGUCUCCUCCCCCUCCGCCCUCUAUAUUACCUGGGACCCCCCCGCAAGGCCCAACGGAGGCAUUUCAGCAUACUGCCUCUAUCACAACAACCACAUGGUCUACAGGGGGAAGGAGCGACAACACAACAUCACUGGUCUUGGUGUCUACUCCACCCAUGUCUUGGUAUUGGGUGCAUGUACAUCAGUGGGCUGCACCAACAGUUCACAGGUGACUAUGCUGACCUCUCAGCUUCCUCCAGGACCCCUACACGUACCGACUCUCACCCUGCUGGACUCACGGACCAUUCUGGUGGAGUGGUCGCGUCCAUCCCAGGUAAACGGCGUCUUAGAGUUCUAUUCCGUCUUCCUGUCGCAUGGCGACGGUGGCGCAGCGGCUGCACUCGUCCAUAACAGCUCAGAACUUUUUGAAGAGCACACGCUCCGCGACCUCACCCCCGGAACACUUUACACCGUCACACUCGCCGCCUGCACCGGAGGCGGCUGCACCGUAAGCCCCCCCAGCCGGGCUCAGACUGAGGAGAGCACCCCGGAGAAUGUCCCUGCGCCGCGGGUCACGCCCCUGUCCCCAAAUGCACUCAACGUCAGCUGGACACCGCCCGGCACUCCCAACGGCGUCAUAACCAGCUAUGGUCUCUGGCUGGAUGGAGCGCUCCUUUUAAACUCCAGUUCCUCCCUGAGGUUCUUUGUGGUGGAGGGUCUUUCUGCGUGGAGCCAGCACGUGGUCAGGCUGCAGGCCUGCACCGCACGAGGCUGUGGCAAGGGGCCGAUGGUGGAGAUGCGUACGUUACAGACGGCCCCAGAGGGCCCUAUACUGUUGGAACUGACCAAUCGGAGCUCUCGAUCACUCCGAGCCCGCUGGACAGCCCCACCUAGACCGAAUGGAAACCUCAGCUACACACUGUACUGCAAGAGCAAAGGUGGUGUCGGUGUGUUGGAUGGAGGUACAGAGGCAGGAAGCUGGUUGUCUGUGACUGACCUACAGCCUUACACCAACUACAUCUUCUGGAUCAGAGGGUGUAACACACACGGUUGUGUCGAAAGCCUGCCACUCAAUGUCACCACGCCCCCCGCUGCCCCAGACGGGUUGUCACCUCCGACGUUGGCUCACAGAACCAGGACCAGUCUGAAUGUGUCCUGGUCCGCCCCUGCUCACUCCAACGCACCGGGGCCACUCCGUUACAGCCUGCAAAUGAGGACGUCCCCUCAGAGGCCUGUGAUAAGGCUCCUGGAAAACGCAACGGCGACCUUCUCCCACCAUGUGGAGGGCCUGUCGCCGUACACCCAGUACAUGUUCAGAGUGGGGGUCUCGCACACAUAUGGGCGGGCAGUCGGCCCCUGGGCGGCCAUGCUCACCGCAGAGGACAGCCCGGGACCAGUCGACAGUCCAGCGGUUUCCAGGCUCCAUCCUCGCGGUGUAACAAUCACCUGGGAUCCUCCCUCCCAACCAAAUGGCAUCAUCACCCACUACACCCUCCAUCUUAGCCCCGGCUCCACCUCUUCUUCUGGUUCCAAGCCCAGUUCAGUCUCCAGCAUCAGCUCAACCCUCAACUCCAGUUUAGGUCGUAACCCGAGCCAAUUGCCUGGCACCGAGGGUGCAAAUCUCACCUCGAGCCAUGACCUCGGGCCAACAUCCAGUCUUGCCCCCCGAGGCGUAAGCCUCAUCUCCAUGUCCGCUGUCCCCACAGGCAGUGACGACGGCUCAAGUGCAAUCCAAGGCACGACACCCGACUUCCUCCAGAACCCUUCCUCCAGCUUGAGUCCUGGUAUCGCAGACGACGACCAGAUUGAGUCCACUGGUGUUAGCGCUAGCAGCCAAGGCCCUGCUUCGAACCCAACCCAUCCCACUGGACCCAGUACCCCCAGUGACAGCCCCAUUGCUGGUUUCUUUAGUACGGCUUCAGAUUCACGUUCAUCCCGUCUAUCAGUCACUGUUCCAGGGAACGCCACCAGCUACACCUUCCUCGACCUGCCGCCAUACCAGACCUACAGCCUCCAGAUGGAGGUGUGCACCAGUGUGGGUUGCUCAGUGUCUGGGAUGUCUCAGGACUUCCGUACACUUGCAGCUGCCCCUGAAGGGGUCCCUGCACCUCACCUUUACUCUGACACCCCCACCUCUGUGCUCUUGUCCUGGAGUGGACCAGAGUGGAGCAAUGGACCACUGGAGCGGUGGCUGAUUGAACGCAGAGUCACUGCAACCAAACAAGUCUCCACAGUGGGCCGUCUCCCACCAGACCCUCCCCCUCUUUCUUUUCUGGACUCUUCAUCGGCCCUCAGUCCCUGGACUAGCUACCAGUACCGACUCGUGCUCCAUAAUCGAGCCGGCAACACGACAGGGCCCUGGGUCAACGUCACCACCAGACCUUCUCGGCCAGCUGGUCUCAGUCCUCCGAGGGUGAAGGUGUUGGGGCCAGAGUCACUUCAGGUAACAUGGUCUCCUCCUCUUAUUCCCAAUGGAGAAAUCCAUGGCUACGAGAUCCGCCUCCCAGAAGCCCGCAUCUUCCAUGACGGUGCCGAUGCUUCCGAGUUCAACGUCACAAUAACGGACGUCGUUCCACACACAAACUACAGUAUUACCGUGCUGGCGUGUUCCAACGGUGGUGGCCAUGUUGGAGGAUGUACAGAAAGCCUGCCCACGCCUGCUACCACUUUUCCCACAAUCCCUGAAGGCCUUGAACCGCUGUCGGUAGUGGCAGUCAGCGAGUCCUUCCUGGCCAUUUCCUGGGAGCCACCAAGCAGGCCCAACGGACCUAACGUCAGAUACAAGUUGCUCAGACGUAAAACCCACCAGCCCCUGGCCAUCGCCGCGGUCCCCACGGUUACGGCCGUGUCCCCUCCCCCCUCCGAAGAUCUCCAUCGCUGGCUCCGUGUUUACUCCGGCACCAAAUUGUUCUACCAAGAUAAAGGCCUAAGCAGAUUCACCCGUUACCACUAUCAGUUAGUGGUAGAUAAUGACGUGGGCUCCUCCUCGGGACAGAUUGUUACCGCGGUGACCAUGGCGGGGGUUCCCCACCACCCUCCGUCUCUGUCUGCCCGCGCUGUCAAUCACACCGCUGUACGGGUCACCUGGACACAACCCUCUUUGCAAGACCUGCAGGGAGAGGUGGAAUCUUACUUUCUGACAAUAACGUCUGCCCGGUCGAGCCAAAUCGUGGCUUUCCCCCCUGAGAUCACGUCCACGGUGAUAAGUGACCUUUGGCCCAGCACCACAUAUCUGUUGUCAGUGCAGGUGUCCAACGGAGCUCAUAAUACAACGAAGGCGACGGUUAACGUCACCACAGAAGACGGAGAGCCAGACGGGAUUUCCGCCCCAGAAGUGGUUCCGGUUAACGGCAGCACGGUUCGUGUGCUUUGGUUCCCUCCUCUACGGCCCAACGGAGCGGUUACCGGUUACUACAUCUACCUUAAUGGCCGUCGUCAUGGCAGUGUAGACAACAGCUCAGGCUCCUACCUGCUGGGCGACCUGCUGCCUUUUACCGUCUACAACGUACAGGUGGAGGUGUGUACCGUGUAUGCAUGUGCGCAGAGUAAUAUUACUCAGACAACUACUGUGGAGGACCUGCCUGCCGAGCUGGCCACGCCACACGCUCACGUGAUCAAUCCCAGGGUGGUGAGGUUGGACUGGUCCCAUCCAGGCAGACCCAGUGGGAUCAUGCUGGGCUAUGACGUUUUAAGACGGGCCUUGAGGUCAUGUGCCGCCGGCUCCAAGGGGGUCACAUCCUCUGCGGGGGGAGAGUCGGGCGGUGCGAGGCUCAGGUGUUCCUACCUGCAGUGUCCGGCCAGUCACGCUGUGUGUGGGACGUCCUGCUUCCAUCCCCACAUUCAGGUGUGCUGCAGUGGGCUGCUGUCCACGAAGAAACCACAUCAUCAUUGCUGUGAGGGCAGUUACCUGAGUUUGAGUACUUCCUCCACUCCGGCCUGCUGCAAUGGCAAACUGCUCCCGGCUCUGCCUGACCACCAGUGCUGUGGAGGAUACUAUCUUCAUGUAAAAACCAAUGAACACUGCUGCCCUGACCACGAGCAGGGCCGGGUCUCAGUGGGGCUGGGUGACAGCUGCUGUGGGGGGGUUCCUUACUCCAUGAAGGGCGGCCAGCUCUGCUGUGGUGGGAGCCUCCACGACGGCUACGGGGUCCGAUGCUGCGGAGGCCGUAUCGUAGACGACGCUCUGGUGUGCUGCGGCGAUGCCCAGAGUGGGGAAGUGCGUACAUAUACCCCAGGUUUUGUCUGCUGCGGUCAGGAGUACAUAAACUCUUCAACCUCUCUGUGCUGUGCGAGUCAUGACGGAUAUCCCACAAUGCACCCUGCUGGCAAUGCCACAGUGACACUGCGGUGCUGUGGGUCAAAGGUCAUACAUCAGGAGCAGGAAUGCUGCAACGGGAUUGGCUACGACCCUCAGCGACACGUGUGCGCGGACGAACCCACACCCGGCCUGCUGAUACAGCGCCGGUGUUUGCAGGGCGCCGUGUGUCCCGUGGCGGCAGCGUCCACGGCCUACUGCGGCGUGUGUGACCUCGACCCGGCGGCGAGCGCCUGCACGUGGGUCCUGUCUGCGCACAGACGCCCCGAGAAACCCUCCACGACACACGCGCCUUCCUUCAGCAGCACUCGGGAAACCCUCACCGGGGGCCCGUCCUCCCGCACACACAGAAGUGAGAACACGUACAACAUGGCAGACGCACGCAGUCGCACACACGCUGAGGACCUGCGGCUUGAGGGGAGCCUGUGCCCGUCCAACGAGGAGGUCGUGUACCGCGGAGAGUCCAACAGAUACACCUAUACAGACUCUGGGCUGGAGCCCUUCACCACCUACGAGUACCGAGUGAGGGGCUGGAACAGCUUCGGGCGAGGCUCCAGCGAUGCGACAACAGUGACCACCAGUGAAGACAAGCCGUGGGGAGUGGCACCGCCCCGCUGGAGUCGCUUAGGAGAACGAGAUGACAUCAUCCAGUUGCUAUGGCAAACACCCGCCAGGCCUAAUGGGGACAUCACCCACUAUGUUGUGCUGCGGGAUGGACAAGAGCGUUACCGUGGUGAUGAAAGCAGUUUCACUGAUGUGGCUGGGAUCAGCCCUUUCCAGGAAUACAGUUACCAGCUGAGGGUCUGUAACCGGGCUGGUUGUGCCGACAGCACAAAGGUGGUGGCGGUGACCGUCCAGGGCGUCCCAGAGGGCGUGCAGCCUCCAGUGGUAGCUGCUUUAAGCCCUUUCUCCCUCCUUGUGAGCUGGUCUGAACCCACUCGUCCCAAUGGGAACGUACACCAGUACCACCUGAACCAGACCGGCGUAGGAACCGUAUUCACACACAUCGACGGGCCCAGAAAUUACACGGUGACUGGUUUGCAGCCGUACACAGACUACAGCUAUGUGCUGGUGGCCUGCACAGCUGUUGGAUGUGGAGCCAGCUCACCUUCCACAGGACGCACGAUGCAAGCCUCCCCUGCUGGUGUAUGGUCAAGCCCCAGACAUCUGACGAUAAACACAUCUGCGGUGGAGCUGUACUGGGAUCAGCCACCCCGGCCCAAUGGACACAUCUCCCAGUACAGACUGAACAGAGACGGUCACACUAUUUUUACUGGAGACCACCGUGACCGGAAUUAUACCGACACUGGACUCCUGCCAAACCACAGGUAUGUGUAUGAGCUGGAGGCCAGCACCGGGGGUGGGACCAGCGUGAGUGACACAUAUGUUAUACAAACACCCGUCUCAAGCCCCACUGGGAUCCAACCUCCGCACAAUGUGACCGUGCUGGGCCCCCACUCCAUCUCUCUUGCCUGGACCCCUCCUGCUCAGCUCAGCAGCAGCGAGCCUGUAGACUACGUCAUCCUGUUGAAUCCAGAACGCGACGGAGGCGUAACUCGUCCUGCUGGCCGAGCUCGUCGCCUCACUGUGAUUGGUCUAGAGCCAUUCACCGCCUACCACAUCCGAGUGCAGGCCUGUCAAAUUGGUGGGUGUGGCGUCGGAGAGGGUGUGUCUGCUCGGACGUUAGAGACCGCCCCAGAAGGUCAGCUGGCUCCCACAGUGAAGGCAGCUGGAGCCCGAGUCCUGGAGAUCCACUGGUCACCUCCCCAAAAACCCAACGGACUCAUCACAUCCUACGAUAUAUACAGGCGUCCAGGAGGAACCGAGGAGGAGCUGCUGGUUUUUAUCUGGUCCAGUGGGCCGCUUGAAUUUUAUGAUGCAAGCCCUGCCCUGCGACCCUUCAGCCACCUGCAGUACAGGGUCCGGUCCCACAACUCCAAAGGCUCCGUACUGAGCCAGUGGGCUUCAGCGCUGACCUUACAGGCAGAACCACAGGAUAUGGCCCCUCCCACUGUCACACCCACCGGUGCGUACUCAGCCCAUCUGACAUGGGGGGAACCGGGACAGCCCAACGGUCUCAUUUCCCAUUAUAGACUGGUUUACAAGGAGCACCAGCAGGACCCAACGCUCAACUCAAUGGCUGUUAUUGCUCUCACUGUGGAGGGUUCAGUCCAAGAAGCGACAGUCUUCGGUCUGGAACCGUACACACAGUACAGUCUGCGAGUGGAAGCUGUGAACGAGGCGGGUAGUGUGUCCAGUCCAUGGGAUGCCAUCAGGACCCUGGAGGCUUCUCCGGCCGGCCUGGCUAACUUCACAGUGGAGCAGAGAGAGCGGGGCAGGGCGUUGCUGCUGAUCUGGGAUCAGCCAAGUGCUCCAAAUGGAAUAAUCACGAUGUACAACGUGUACAGCGAGGGGAACCUUGAAUUCAGUGGACUGUUGCGCAACUUCCUGUUUCGUCGCUUGGAGCCCUGGACCAUGUAUUCUCUGAUCCUUGAAGCUUGCACCUCAGCCGGCUGCACACGCACCCCACCCCAACACGUCACCACAGCAGCAGCUCCACCUGCUCUUCAGCCUCCUCCCAGGCCUCUCUUCAUUGGCCCAGACCGUGUGACACUUACCUGGGGCCCUCCCUCCCAGCCCAACGGGCCAAUUGGAGAGUAUUACUUACUCGGGAGAAAUGUUGAGGAAGUGGGGAAUGGAAGAAGUCAUGAAGAGGAUAUUGAAAGGGAAAAGGUGCUGUUCAGAGAAUCAUCCCCACAGCAUGCUGGCCCCGUGUCGUACACAGUGGCCGGUCUGCGUCCCUGGACACAGUACCAAUUCAGUGUCCGGACUCACAACCCCACCGGACACACCCGCAGCCCAUGGGUGACUGUGACAACCAGACAGGCCCCUCCUCGGGGUCUAGCUCCCCCAAAGGUGAGUCACCUCCAAGGCCAGCCCAGUGAGCUGUUGGUGUCCUGGACCCCUCCUUUGGAGCCCAACGGGAUCCUUCAGUCCUACCGGAUUCAGAGGAGCAAUGUCAGUUUCUCCUUUAGCUUUGACGCCACUGUCCUCAGCUACACCGACGAAGACCUCCUGCCAUUUUCGACAUACAGCUAUUCGAUUAUAGCCUGCACGUCCGAGGGAUGCAUCACCAGCCCACAUGCAAACAUCACAACUCUAGAGGCUCCACCUGCCACAGUGGAGGCUCCCACAGCGGAGAGUGUCACAUCCAAUACUUUAAACAUUUCCUGGAGCAAACCACUGACCCAGAAUGGAGAGGUGACUGAAUAUGUGCUGAAAUUGAACAACGAGGACACUUAUCACGGGAGAGAACUGAAUGCAGUGUUGUCAGAUCUGCGGCCACACACGUCAUAUCAUCUGGUCCUGGUGGCUUGUACCAGCGGUGGGUGCACCGCCAGCGCCUCACUGUCCAUCGUGACUGAGGAGGCUCCUCCCACUGUCCUGCCUGCCCCGACUCUUAAGGUAACAGGCCCAGAGUCGGUGGAGGUGAGCUGGAGACCGCCGGAGCACCCUAACGGCAUCAUCACAGGGUACGAACUCCGCAGAGACGGUGCAGUCAUCUACGUCGGCACCGAGGCCCAUUACCACGACUUCACCCUGUUGCCGAGUGUAGAAUACAGCUACGUUAUCAGGGCCAACAACAGCAAAGGGGCCGUGAGCAGCACGGCGGCCACAGCCAAGACUCACGCGUCAGCUCCUUCUGGGGUCGGUCCUCCCUCACUGACGCCUGAUGGACCAAACCGGUUGAGAGUAGACUGGAGUCCUCCAGCCCGUCCUAAUGGAGACAUUGUGAGUUACACUGUGUAUGAAAGAGAUCCAGUCCAGCUCCAGAUCACCAGCUCUGUGUUCACUCCAGAGGACGGUGACUUCUCUGACCGACACACCACUCUGCAUGGCCUGGCUCCGUACCACAGGUAUGAAGUGAGAGUGGAGGCAUGCACUGCGCUGGGCUGCUCCUCCAGUGACUGGGCAUCUGGACUCACUCUGGAAGCGCCCCCUGCUGGACAAACAGCGCCACUGUUGGACCUUCACCCUGACGCGCACACCGGCCUGCAGACGACCUUUCUGCUCACCUGGACCCCUCCAGCUGAGCCAAAUGGUAGAGUCCUUCAUUACGAGGUGUACCGCAGACUGGACCAUCCCACCGAUGUCCACAGGCGUCAUGCAGCAACGCUUGUUUACAAGAACAUCUCUACUACUUGCAAAGAUGAAGCACUCAAGCCGUAUACUGUCUACCAGUACCAGCUCUGGGCGGUGAACUCGGCCGGCCGCUCCGCCGGUCCGUGGGCCGAGGGGCGAACGGGACCCGCCCCACCCGAGGGUGUCGGCGCGCCGGUUUUCCUGCGUGUGUCGGCGACCUCGGCACUGGUGACCAUCCGUCCUCCAGCGCGGCCCAACGGGGUGGUCAGCCUGUACCGAGUGUUCUCAGUGCACCACGGCAACCACACCCUGCUCUCGGAGGGGACAUCCCGCCAGCAGACGCUCCACGACCUACGCGCCUACACUCGGUACUGGGUCGGAGUCGAGGCCUGCACCUGUUACCAGUGCUGCAGCCAGGGCCCGCUGAGCGAGCUCCACACCUUGGCCGCCGCCCCGGCCCAGCAGCCGCCGCCUCGCCCCGUCACCCUGACCUCCCGCUCCGUUCAGCUGGAGUGGGACGAGCCUCUGGCGCCCAACGGAGUGAUUGAGAGCUGCGAACUACAUCUCAGGUCACCUUGCCCGCAGCCUCCCCAGCCUGUGGCCCUCCCUUGCGUUGAAGGGCCAAUAGAAAUCAGUUUCUUUGGCAGGAGGAGGAGCUACAAUGUGACAGGUCUCCAGCCGUACUCCACCUAUCAGCUGAGAGCUGCCUGCUUCAACAACAUGGGCAGCACGGCCUCCAACUGGACCGCUGUGACGACGCUCAGUGAAGCCCCACAGUACGUGUCUCCUUUCCCGGUGGACAGCAACCUGACAGUGAUCUGGCUGGACUGGACCGCGUCCUUCUCCCUCAACGGGUACCUGAAGGAGUUCAGUGUGACAGAGAGCCAGCUGAGGGUCUACACGGGCUUCUACAGCUAUCUCCAUAUCCCACGCACCUCACAGAAAACUCUUUCAUUUCAAGUGACUUGCACCACAAACGGUGGCAGCGCCAGUUCUCCCACCAUCAGAUAUAGCCCUGCAACAGGCCUAGGUCCUCCGGCGCCCGAAGACGUCGGCGAAGAGGGCGUCGGCCUGUCGGCCCCGCCGGUUUACUCUGAGCUGUGGUUCAUCUUGCUGCUGGCGCUGCUGGGUCUGUUCCUGCUGGCCCUGCUGCUGGGCCUCGUGCUACAGAGAGCCCUGAGGAAGAAUCCAUCAGCCAGAGAGCGCCCCCCGCUGGUCACGCUGCAGAAGACAAGGAAGGCCGGCGGAGAGGCGUACAUGCGGCCCCGCCCUGAGUUGUGCUCUAAGCAUCUCUCCAGCUCGGUGCUGCUGCCCGACCGCCCCACAUUUGACACUGUAGCCGGCUGUGUUGAGGUCAGCAGCGUUUUGCUUAAAAGCUUCACUGUGUCCACCGAGGGUCUGACGGACACAAAGAUCGUGGGCAGCAGCUCGCGGUUCAGCCCCAUGACGGUCCUCCGGGUCCCGAGGCAGACGGACCUCAGCCACGCCCACUCCCAGCAUGCACUGCACCGCAGCGUCAGCCAGCUGAUUGACAGGAAGUCACUAAUGAAGGAGGAAGGAAGCUGGGACAACCCAAUGGGACAUGACUCUGGACUGUACGGGGAGGAAGACGAGUUCGUGGACGCCAUCAAGGCCUUGGGGUCCGUAAAGAACCACGAGCAAACCGUGUUCACCGACACCCAUCUCUAAGACCGCCACGCCUCCUCGGGCGUCAGCCACGCAGCCGACUAGUUUCAAAAGACCGUCGACAUUCCUGGUGUGGAAAGUUAUUUAGACAACUUCCAAUGCUCUAAAGUGUUGAAAAUACAUUAAAAGUCAUGUUUACAUACCUGCAAACUUGUCACCUUUCGGUGAAAUUCACCGUUUUGAAAUCAAAAUAGGUCAUCCAAGUGAAUCGUGUAGAUCCAAAGAGCUUUUGUUUUGGGGUGUGGGGGGGGGGGUCAACUGGCCGGCCGGCGUUUAUGAGAUUGCAGUGAGACACGGAGAAAAUGCGAUAUGGUGCUCUUCGAAAUAAAACUUCUUUGAUGGGACGUGUCGCGUCUCGGCCAAUCAGCGUUCAGAUGUCGACAGCGUUUAGGUUAGCUUGAAUGUCAGCCCGCUACAUCUGCUGCUGUCACGCUGCACGGUGUAUCGAUGCUAACAAAGAACCCGUACGUUAAACACGAUGUGAUUUAGCAUAUUUUUUAUCAAUACUACAUUAAAAGAGCGCGAUCAGAGCGCACGCGCUGCUCCGUGUCAAGCUGUCUGCACGCAAUGCGCUGCACAGCGCUCACAGCGAGUGGCGUCACGUGGCGGAGCUUUUGAGACUUAAAGUCUUCAGCUUUAAAAAGAAGAAAAAGAUGAUUCCAGAAGUGAAAUGUUUCAGUUCUUUGUCUCCAAGGCAGACAGUCUGUAAAGUUCUGUAACUCUCCAGCUGCUCAUCCUGAUGAACUGUAUCAUCUGGUCAGAUACUGACUAAAGGCCUCAUAGUGUAUAAUCAAUGCUAUGAUGGGACCAUGUAGUUUCAUUCAUAUCUGGCUGUAUUAAUACUAAUAAUACUGCCAUUUGUUAAGUGUUGAAAAAGUUGGUAAAAAGUGAACCAUACAGAUGUUUUAUUUAUUUCUAUUAUAGAUAAAUAUACCAGUAUCGUAUUUAUGGUAUCAUAUUAUUUUUAUGGUAUUGUAUCGAAUUCUGGUAUCAUGAUAUUUAUGGCAGGUAUUGUAUAGAAGUUAUAAUGUUAGUGACAGCCAGGUAGAGGCAGAACAGACUCAGGAACAGAGUCAUGGCUCAGCAGAGCUCACGAGUCCUUGUUGUUCAGGCCAAAGAAAGGGAAGUUGGUUUAUGAAUGACUUUAACCAUAUGAUAUAUAAUGACAACGCAUAUUUUAUUACGAUCAUUAUAUCAUUAAUAAUAUUUCUACUUUAUACAUUUUGUUGUAAAACUACCAAUGUUCAGCUAAAAAUAUUAUUAGAUUAAUCAAUUAGUUGCUUUAAGAGAAGAAAAGAUUGUUGAUAAUAAUUUCACUUGAAAUAAUUAAAAAAACAUUUUAUGGUUCCAGCUUCUUAAAUUUGAAGAUGUGCUGCUUUUCCAUUUUUCCUAAUUUGAAUGAUUUUUAAAUAUUGUUAUACUUGUGUUCGCCAGUAGGGGCAGUAGCGGGUUUUGCCAUGACUGGUGCCGCAAUUCUUGUCUUAAACAAACAAGUUAGACCAGCGUAACACAGACAGUGACGCAGCUGUUGAUGCGAGUCUCUUGGUGUUUACUGGUGAGAAACAUACAUAAACACCAUAUAUAUAUUAAUGUUAUGUUCGCUCGCUUUUAUAUUUUGACAGUUAUUAACUGUAGAAGUUAAAGUGAAGACAGUUAAUUAAGACUCGCGCCGUUUAGCUCGCAACAAUGGUCUGCUGGCCUGAGAAUUACAUUGUUCCAUGAAAGAUUAGAUAGUUACAAGUUGUGUCCCGUGAGAGAUACAAACAGUAGUAUGCACACACAUAAGUACAACAUGUACAUGCAUAUAAAGUUUAAACGGGUUUCCUGGUGGAAGUCACUUCUUGUCAGUGCCUUGAUCUCCGUGACCUUGUCCGUCACCAUGGAAACGUUGUCACAUGACAUGUCUACUCUGGUUCUGUGACGUCGCUAGUGACGUCACGGAGCACCGAACCAGAGUCUGUAUAUAGAAGUGAUUUCCAGCAGGAAUUCAGUGUGUGAAUCUCACAGAAACCCCCCCACCCCUUCUCCAUUCAGCCACUUCCCGGGGUGGGGGCCUCUGAUGGGAUAUCACACACAGGGUGGGUGGGAAGGUUUAUUAUACAUUAUAUAUUAUUGGAUAAAAGAGGAACAAAAGGAAUUAAUUUCUUACAUAAUUAAGAAAUGAAAAAAGUGUUCAAGUGCACACAAUUCAGGAAGUUACUUGAUUUGUAAAAUAGUGUAACGUGGGACUUGUUAACCUGUGAUUGUCGCUCAAGUCGGCCGUAGAGAUUUCUCUGAAUGGGCCUCGCUCCUCUUCACACCUGGGCCCAUGCAAAAUAAAUAUUACUGAAUAUUUCAAGGUGUGGUGGCCAUCUUACCGGGUUCACCAUCAUCUUUCAAGGUGUUGUAACUAUUCUAUUAAUAUAUUUAUAUAUAUAUAUAUAUAAUAUUCUUAUUAGAAGGGUUUGUGGGCACUGACUUAGUCAGAGCAGAGGACCUCCACCUCGUUGUCACCUUUUUCCCCCCUCAUGAGUUUGCAGGUAUGUGUUUAGCAUUGAUGGCCAAUAGUGGUUUUGAUGAUGUCACCAUGCGCGCGUUGAUACGUAUUACUGAUGUUCAGCUCCAACGGGGAGCGGGGUAACGAUGUUUGACUGCAGCGUGAACUCUAUUCACAUCGUGUGCUGCUGCACGUGUGAAGAGUCUGACCCGGAGGAGGAAUCCGACCUCCGUGAGUCCAGGUCGGACACGGACACAGCUGAGGUCAACUCCUCCUCCGAUGAAGAGCCGGAUCAGAUCUGACCGCCUCGUGAGUCGCCCUCUGCUUGCCAACUGUUUAGUCGUUUUAAAACAUUUAGAAAUAUUAGCGACACAGAUUUUGCUUCUCACUAUGUGGAAUCAAACCGUUCUAGAAAUCAAUUAAUAUCAAAGGUCUCAGUGACCUGGUGAGCUUUUAAUGCAUCUUCAUCUUCAUCAUCAUCACCAGCAGUAGAAUAAGACACAUGGUGUUAGUUUUAUGACAGAAACAUGCCAGCUUGAUUGUUAUUGUUGUGUUUAGAUGUGUCUGUGAAUCACUGAUGUGCCGUCUGGUCGUUGUGAUGAUGUCACCUGAAGCCCGAUCUGAGAUCAGUUGAGGUCCUUCACCGAGAAUUUAAAUGAGGAAACGAGUUGUGUGUUGAACGUGUGAAGCUCAACGUCUUCGUUUGAUUUCACAGUUCAGCUGUCAGCGGAGACUUACAUAUUAUUAUUAGGGCUGUGAAACGAUUACAAUUUUUAAUCGGGUUAAUCACUAAUUAAUCCUGUAAUUUAAUUAACUGAGUUAACGCGUUAUUUUUCACAGCACUAAUUAUUAUAUUAUAUAUUAUGUCUGUGUCGUCUCGUUUUUACUCAAGAAUGAAAACAGUUCAAGAUGAAAACAGAUCUCAGCUUCGUCCUGUUUUGGAAUGAAACGUUUAGAUUAGGAUUCCAUAAAUUUGGCUUUUCGUGUUUCAGAUCCACAUCAUAGAAACAUAGAAACAGUGUUUAUAACAUGUCUGUGUGCUGUUCGUGUGUGUGUGUGUAGAAAGUUGAAGCCCACUGUAUUAUACAAAUGGUUUUUUUCUUUUUUUACACUGACAGUAUUAUUUAUGGUUGUAAAAAAAAAGGGUAUUAUUUAUAAAUGAUUCAUUGAUCGAUGUCGUGUUUUUUCUGAGGAACUAUAAAAAAAUGUUUAACAACAUA
Molecule: messenger RNA, 21098 nt
Organism: Pseudoliparis swirei
Lineage: Eukaryota; Metazoa; Chordata; Actinopteri; Perciformes; Liparidae
Gene: ush2a
Product: Usher syndrome 2A (autosomal recessive, mild)
Exons: 95
Coding region: 414-17405 (5663 amino acids)
Molecular function (GO): protein binding
Source: RefSeq, a predicted model, not a curated record